This is a messenger RNA of Morus notabilis, 350 nucleotides long. RefSeq lists its product as uncharacterized. The transcript is spliced from 3 exons. NCBI's taxonomy places the organism in Eukaryota, Viridiplantae, Streptophyta, Magnoliopsida, Rosales, Moraceae. The coding region runs from base 129 to 338 and encodes 69 amino acids. The record is from RefSeq and is a predicted model, not a curated record.
AGAGCAGAGAGCAGAAGCCGAGCGAAGAAGAAAAGGAAGAAGUGGGGGCAAUCAAAUUUCAUUUUCCAUUCUCUUCUUCUAAACCCAUUUAACGGUCACAAGCUCAGUUUUUUUGCACUGUAAUCUCAAUGACCCGCUCAAGAAAUGCCAUAGUUGCUACGGGCUUACUCACUUUUGCAGCUGCAGGAUUGGCAUUUCCCUUUUAUGUGGCGUCAUCAAAGAGGCCUGUCAUUGACCCGACAAAGCCAUUGCCUCCCCAAGCAACGUUCCGAGGGCCUUAUAUUAACACUGGUUCUCGUGAUGUUGGACCUGAUCAUCAAACGUACACAAAAAAGUGAAUCUUGUCCUCC